Molecule: messenger RNA, 3129 nt
Organism: Notechis scutatus (mainland tiger snake)
Lineage: Eukaryota; Metazoa; Chordata; Lepidosauria; Squamata; Elapidae
Gene: ENAM
Product: enamelin
Biological process (GO): amelogenesis; ameloblast differentiation; positive regulation of enamel mineralization
Cellular component (GO): extracellular matrix
Molecular function (GO): structural constituent of tooth enamel
Source: RefSeq, a predicted model, not a curated record
AUGAAGUUAAUCCUCCUAUAUCUAUGCCUUGUAGGCUUAUCUUAUGCUGGUCCGCUGCGCAAACCACGCAGGGCAGGAUAUGGAAGCAAAAGUGAAGAAAUGAUGCAGUUUGGUCCAUAUGGUUAUAUAAAUCCACCACAAAUUGCUGGUUCCUUUUAUGGCUACCAUUCAAAUUACCCACAGAUGUUCUCCCAGUGGCCUAUAUUGCCUCUGCAGAGAUUUUUCCUCUGGCCACAAUCAGCCUCAUCAACCCAUCAAGCUUCUAGGGUUCCCCAACAGAAGCCUCAACAAAUUCCAGGAACUAAGCAGCCCAACGAAAGGCCACAGUUACCACCACAACAGCAACCAAGAUAUCAGCAGCCACAACCUCUGCCAAAACAGCCACAAAAGACCAACCCAUCUCAGACUUACCCACAAGUGCCAUUUCAGCAUCCUAAGGAGGGAAAACAGCAACAGCAACAGCCCCAGGGUUUUCCUCCAUAUUCGCAACCACCUUGGCAUUUUCCACAGCAUAUGCCAUUUGGACAGCCACCUGUCAGCAACGAAGAAGGGACUCCAUAUUUUGGAUAUGGCUACCCUGGGUUAGGAAAUCGGCCUCCUUAUUAUUCUGAAGAGAUGUUUGAACAAGACUUUGAGAAACCCAAAGAAAAAGAACCCCCUAAAGAGAACCCAGCAACAAACUCAACAGUUUCAGACACAAAUUCAACCAUUCCAGCCAGCCAUGGAGAGAAUGCUACUCUUUCAGGAAUCAGCACGACAAAUAAUGAGGCCAAUUUUCCAGGUCUUUCCAAAAAAAUUGUUAGUGGAAACGGAAUCCCAACACUUUCUCCUACUGGUCAUAUGUCAGGACAAAAUGAAGCAGCCCAGAAUGGCUUUGAUCAAUCAAAUUAUAGACCUAAGUCUACAAAUACCAAUGUUUUUCACAACUUUUUUUCAGGUAGUCAACAACCCAGGGGACGUGGUACAUAUAUUUAUAAACCCAACCCAGAUAUAAGUAAUUCAAGACAUAACACUUUAGUUUCUAGAGGAAAUCCAUCGAUGCAAGCUGAAAACCCCGAAGACCCUUGGGUUUAUAGAGACAAUUCAGUUCACGGAGCUAAUCUGCAGAAAAUUAACAGUAAUCACCCAACUGCAAAAAAUAGGCCAAACUCAUAUGGGGAACAAGAGAAUUUUCAUUAUCCUGGAAAUAAUCCAUCAAGCUGGAGAGCUCAUCCUAGCUCUGAUCCAGGAUCUCAGUGGAAUAAGAAUCCAGCAUAUGGAGGUAAUAAACAACCUAGUUCUCCAUCAGAAAGCCAUUCUCUGAACAAAGCGGAAGAAAACACUGAUAGGUAUCACCCUUCUAGAAAACAACAGUCAAAUGGUCAAUCCCAUCGCGACAUAUUUUUGGAUACAAGGGGAACUCCAUUUGAAAAAGAAGCCCAUAAGAAUGAUUGGAACGAACGGUCCUUUAUUCAUCCAGAUCAUCAGAGAGAACAAUUUCCAUCUUUACAAAACCGAAUGUGGAACCAGAAAGAUUUAGAGAUAGUUAAAGAAAUUCCUCCAGGAUAUAAUUCAGCGUACUCCCCAGGUUCUGUUCAUCAGAGGGAACAUGCUACUUAUUCUGAUAAGAAUUCUUACAGGCAGCAAGCUCCUUCCUUUUAUCCCAAAUUUUGGGAUGACAAAGAGAAUUUCCCUACAAUAGAGCGUCCAGGCCAAAGAGAAAGGCCAUCUUAUUCGCCCCUUUUGCCUUCAGAUCAAAUGCACAGGAGCGAAUAUCAUGGAAGCAUUCAGCAGGAAAAUGAAUUAUAUUCCAGGCAAAAUAUACAGCCCCAUGAAAAACAUUUGGCUGAUCCUGAUAUUCAAUACCAAAAUCCCCCCUAUAAUCCAAGUGAGCACCAUAUAAAUCCCAAAUAUUAUGCAGAACAACCAGCCAAUGAAAGAGGCAAUUUGCCAUAUGAGGAAAUUAACAGAUGGAUUCCAGAACAUUCUCCAGUUCAUGGUUCAGAACAUUAUGAAAAUGUUCCAUAUCAUAUAAGCAAUACACAUGGUCACACAGAGAAGAAUCUGCCAUACUCUCCACCACAAACUAGUAAUAUUUUCCAAGGAAGAUCACCUUAUGAUGAAAGAGAUACAUGGGCCACCAAAGUGGCUGACCCAUCUGCUCUCAAAGAAACGUCAUCCUACUUUAAUACGUACUCCUCAAACAUCAGAAAAAAUCCAACAUAUACUGAAGAUACAUGGCGAGCUGUACAUAUUAGUGCACCCAUUUCAAGUAAUAAUGGUCCUGGAAGGAGAAAUUAUCCUAAUGCAGGUGUAUAUCCAAGAGAACACGAAACCAUCACCUCUCACCCUACUAUCAAUUAUUUUUGCUGUGCAGGUGAGUCCCCAGGGGGAAAUGAAAAUAUACUGGCACCUUUGAGACUUGCACCUCAAUUCAAUCUGGUUUCAUGGGAACAAAAAAGUAGUCCAACUUAUCCAGAAGGUAGUCAUGCCUUGUAUGCCAGACGUCCUGCAUACCUAGCUGGUAUCCAGUCUAAUCAUUGGAACAAUUCUUUAAAGUCUAAUCAAAGAGAAAAUCCAGGUGACUUUGGGGAAGAAGUAGCAGAUCUAGAGAUGAGUCUUCCAUGCUCCAAUUCUCUAUUAGGCCAAACAAGCGAUCAUGAUACUGUCUAUGAAACUGGAUUAUUUCCUUCCAAGGGUAUACUUUGCUCUAAAAAUAGUAUCAGAGGGGAUGGCCAUAGUGUUCUUGCUCAUAUUGUGGAGGUAAAUCAGCCCAAGAGAGAGUUUGAAAGGGCAACUUUAAGGUUUCCACAACCACAAAGCAUAAGAAAUGAAGCUGUCAGUGAUAUUGAUAGGAAGGCUCACCGUGCAACACAAGGGUUUGGGUGGACACCAUGCUUUGGAAGUUGGUUAAAACAGCAUAUAUCUAGUACUGGAGACCCAUUAGUGGAUCAGCCUUCUGAUGUCUUUUAUUUAGAGAAUUCAAUGCAUGCUGGAAAACCUAUCAUGCUGCCUGAACCCCAGCCAAUGUCUAGCACCGUCCCAUCUCAAGAUGCAGGAGAAGAUCAAUUAAAACUCACUUCUCCAGAAGAACAGAUGGGACAACCAAAUGAAAGGACAACAGAUUGUUUACUCUUCCAAGAUGAGUGA